GUUGGGACUUGGCGCAUGCGCAGGGCCGGCGGGGGGCGCAGUGCGGACGCGAUAGGGCGUGACGCCGGUCUCCAUCCUCGAGGGCGGGCAAUGGCGAGCAGAGAGGAGAAGGUCCAGUUACUGCGCUGCAAGAUGAGAACUUACCCGGACUUCCCCAAACCGGGGGUCACUUUUCAAGACAUCUGUCCUAUUCUGAAAGACCCAAAUGCCUUCAGGGCAACCAUUGACUUGUUUGAAGAGCAUCUGAAAGAGAAUUGUCCUCUCCCUGACUUGGUUGUAGGGCUGGAUGCCCGUGGAUUUCUAUUUGGCCCUGUCGUAGCACAAAGACUUGGAAUCGGGUUUGUGCCAAUUCGAAAGAAAGGAAAGUUACCAGGACCAAUUAUAUCUGUUGAAUUUAGUUCUGAAUAUGCAAAGGGAGAACUUGAGAUACAAUGUGGUGCUGUGGAAUCAGGGCAAAAAGUUGUUGUCAUCGAUGAUCUACUUGCAACUGGAGGUACUCUGAGCGCUGCUUGUGAACUGUUGAAGAAAGUGAAUGCUGAGACUCGUGAAUGUUUGGUGGUAAUUGAAUUGAAGGCUCUGAAUGGUUUACAGAAGUUGGGAUGUGUGCCUUGUUACUCAAUUUUGCAGUAUUAAGUAAAACAUGUUAUCAAGAC
Molecule: messenger RNA, 653 nt
Organism: Callorhinchus milii (elephant shark)
Lineage: Eukaryota; Metazoa; Chordata; Chondrichthyes; Chimaeriformes; Callorhinchidae
Gene: aprt
Product: adenine phosphoribosyltransferase
Exons: 5
Coding region: 16-633 (205 amino acids)
Biological process (GO): AMP salvage; adenine salvage
Cellular component (GO): cytoplasm
Molecular function (GO): AMP binding; adenine binding; adenine phosphoribosyltransferase activity
Source: RefSeq, a predicted model, not a curated record